Molecule: messenger RNA, 1461 nt
Organism: Pongo pygmaeus (Bornean orangutan)
Lineage: Eukaryota; Metazoa; Chordata; Mammalia; Primates; Hominidae
Product: olfactory receptor 11H12-like
Exons: 1
Coding region: 481-1461 (326 amino acids)
Biological process (GO): G protein-coupled receptor signaling pathway
Cellular component (GO): membrane
Molecular function (GO): G protein-coupled receptor activity; olfactory receptor activity
Source: RefSeq, a predicted model, not a curated record
AUUCUACCAAUUUAUUUUAAAAUAUGUACAUUUCUUUUGCAUAUGUAAUUAAUGUUAAGUAAUAUGUUUAGCUGAAAUGUAAAUGGUCAAAACUUUCUUUACUGAGUCUAUUGCACUAUAAGUUGGGUUUGCAGUAAGAAACUAACACAUUUGUGUCUUCUCAAAGUACUAACUUUGAGUUGUAUGCUGUCCAGAAACUAUAUUAAAUCAUUUCUGUCCCAAAAUAAUGACCUUACAAAGGGAAUUUAACUUUACCUAGUUCUAUCAUGAUUGCAUAUUAAGGAGAGAUUUAGAAGCUGGCGGAAGUUUGUUUUUGUUCAAUCAGCUACCUACUAAACCCAAAACUCAUAUACUGUAUAGCCAAGAAAAAGUAAACUACGUUCUCUUCCUAAUUAUUCUUUUGAAAAAUGACUUCACGUUCAUUGUCUUCUCUUCAUUCUUAAAAAAGGAACUCAUUUUGUGAAAGAGUCCUGAUGGAUAAUGUGUCUCUCGACCUUGCAGGUCUCUGGCCCAAUGAAUGUCUCUGAGCCAAAUUCCAGCUUUGCUUUUGUAAAUGAAUGUAUACUCCAAGGUUUCUCUUGUGAGUGGACAAUUCAGAUCUUCCUCUUCUCACUCUUCACUACAACAUAUGCACUGACCAUAACAGGGAAUGGAGCCAUUGCUUGUGCCCUGUGGUGUGACUGGCGACUUCACACUUCCAUGUACAUUUUCCUGGGACAUUUCUCCUUUUUAGAGAUAUGGUAUGUCUCUUCUACAGUUCCCAAGAUGUCGGUCAACUUCCUUUCAGAGAAAAAAACCAUCUCCUUUGCUGGAUGUUUUCUCCAAUUUUAUUUCUUCUUCUCUUUGGGUACAUCUGCAUGCUUGCUUUUGACUGUGAUGGCCUUUGAUCGGUACCUUGCUAUCUGCCGUCCCUCUCACUAUCCUAAUAUCAUGACUGGGCAUCUGUGUGCCAAAUUGUUCAUACUGUGCUGGGUUUGUGGAUUUCUGUGGUUCCUGAUCCCCAUUGUCCUCAUCUCUCAGAUGCCCUUCUGUCGUCCAAACAUUAUUGACCAUGUUGUGUGUGACCCAGGGCCACUAUUUGCAUUGGCUUGUGUCUCUGCCCCAAGAAUCCAACUGUUUUGCUACACUCUAAGCUCAUUAGUUAUUUUUGGUAACUUCCUCUUUAUUAUUGGAUCCUAUACUCUUCUCCUGAAAGCUGUGUUAGGCAUGCCUUCAAGCACUGGGAGACAUAAGGCCUUCUCUACCUGUGGGUCUCACUUGGCUGCGGUAUCACUGUUCUAUGACUCUCUUAUGGUCAUGUAUGUGAGCCCAGGACUCGGACAUUCUACGGGGAUGCAGAAAAUCGAAACUUUGUUCUAUGCUGUGGUGAGCCCACUCUUCAAUCCCCUUAUCUAUAGCUUCCGCAAUAAGGAGAUAAACACAGCCCUGGAGAAAGUUCUGGGGAGUUCCAACAUAAUCUAA